This is a messenger RNA of Spathaspora passalidarum NRRL Y-27907, 2184 nucleotides long. RefSeq lists its product as uncharacterized. Bases 22 to 1050 code for a protein of 342 amino acids. Gene Ontology annotation, molecular function: DNA replication origin binding; single-stranded DNA binding. The record is from RefSeq and is a predicted model, not a curated record. NCBI's taxonomy places the organism in Eukaryota, Fungi, Ascomycota, Pichiomycetes, Serinales, Debaryomycetaceae. Gene Ontology annotation, biological process: DNA replication; DNA replication initiation; mitotic DNA replication preinitiation complex assembly. The transcript has a single exon. Gene Ontology annotation, cellular component: DNA replication preinitiation complex.
GUAAACACCAGUGAACGUUGAAUGGACAUAACAGAACUCAAGAGGAAGAUUAAGAACUGGGAACAUGAGUUCCAGAAGAAAAACAACCGGCUUCCUUCCAAGUCUGAUGUAAAAGGAAAUCCAGAAAUAUCCAAGCUCUAUUCACUAUACAAAACCACCAAACUGGGCAAGACGGCAGUACCGUCGAAGCCACCACAACCACCUCCACAAUCACCACAUAAACCAAUCCCUGCAUCUCCUGGUAUGGAACUAGGUCCAACGCCACAAGCGAAUGGAAAAGUACUAUCUAUAUUUGACUACAGAAUGACUCCACCCGAAUCAUCACCACUAAAACGAAAAUCAACAAUUACCGAAAUGCUGCCGGCACGUCAGAACAUGGGCCCACCAGAGUCUCCAAUCAAGAAAAUUCAAAUGGAAACACCAACCAAGCCCAAGGUCAGACAGCUCAAUUUUGUAACUCCCACCAAGAAACCCACAAAAAUCAACUUCGAAACUCCCGAUUACCUUUCUCACGGUGUAAGAGCCUUACAACAAGAUCCCACCACACCUGCAUCCGGUAGAAAAUUGAACUUUGCGGCUGUAUUUCUGGUAUCUCCAUCUCCACUUAAAAUUAACCGGUUUGGUAAGAAAUUAGCAGAUGUUUACAAUGCAUCUGUUCAUGAAAUGGAUAUGGAAAUUCCUGAAAUGAGCGAUGAAGAACAUAGUGAAGAGGAUGUGGCUCAAGAAGAUGAGGAUGGAACAAUUACUACUUAUAGGAAAAAGAAGACUCAGAAACGACUGACUAGAAGAAGCAAAUUAGCACCUGUGUUUAUGGACCAAGACGCUCCGCAGAAUGUAAAUGUUCAAGAAGAAAUGACCAAGAUUGAACAACAAGAAAAGAAGAGAUUGGCUUCGUAUAUCAAUUCAGAUGUUGAGUCUGAAGAGGAAGAAAGUAAUGUAUUUGUUGAUACUACUGUCAAGAAAACUAGAAAGCCAGUGGCUGACAAUUACAAGAGAUUGAAGAUUAAUGAUGCAAGAUCACGUCACUUUAAACGAAGAAUGAGACGAUAAAUUAUUUAUGUAAUUAAUGUGGCUAUCAAGUCUUCUGCAUCUUCUUGUGCAAACUGCACUCUAUUCUUGGCGUUGACAAGUGGUUCAGGCGAACUAACAGGAACUUCUGAGCCGGUAGUGAAAUAGACCGGCUUCUGCCACUUAAGCUUGUCAUUUUCGUAAUCCCAAAUUUGGUUGUUGCCAUUAUUAGCUUCUGCGGCUUUUUUCUGCUUUAUAGAUUCUUGUAAUCUAAGCUCUUCUUCAGAUGCUUGCUCCUUCUUAGAUACAUAUUUUUCAACCAUGGUUACUUUACCAUCCUUAAUAGACAUUUCCACAACCCUUUCCCCGCGUAAUUUUCGUUCCUUCUCCUUCUCGGCUUCCUGUCUUAAUCUUUGUUGCUUCUUCAAGUUUAAUGCUCUUUCUUCUGGGGUCAACCACAAUGUAUGUGUGGGCAAUUCAAAAUCAGCAGCAUUGUCAAUUAUUUUCGUUCUUUCUGCCCCGGUUUCUUGGUAGUUCAACAAAGUUUCUAGUCUCUUUUGGGCAUUCUCAAGAUCAGCAUCUGUUUGGGAAGAACCUUCAACUGGAACUUCAAAUUCUUCGUCCUUUAAUGCCUCUUCUUUCUUCUUUAGUUCUUUCUCUGCUUCUUUGAAUGCUCUAUCUUGAGCUUCCCAAAACUUCUCUCCUGUAUUCAUUUUCACAACAAUCUUCUUUUUGGAUUUCGUAGAUGGCAGUUGUGUCAUGGGUGUAGGAGACAACAAUAAGUCUUCUCUUUCCUUAGCCAACAACUUUAUAAUUUCAUCCUUAUCCUUACUAGGUAUAAUAUCAGCACCACAGAAUGAACAAGGUUGUAAUCCUUCUUUAGUACAUAUUAUCUUGCCGCAAUUCAAACAAUUAGGAGCAAUUUCAAAAAGGGGGUGUUUCCUUGCCAUACAAUUACAAUACCUUCUCUCUUUGGGAUUAGUCACGGCCGCUUCAGUUUCUAAAUCAUGCAAUAUCGAUUCAAUUUCUUCUAUAUUGGCCAAAUUUUUCUUUUUGAGUCUGGGACCAGAACCUAUUAUCGUAUCUUCAUUCUUGGACUUUAGUAAUUGAGAAGUAGUUUUAGAUUUAGGGUUAGAUUUGGACAUUGUUGGAUAUAGUAGUAGUACAUGAGUCUUU